AGUUUAUACUUUUUUUAAAAACAUAAAUGGCUAUUAAGACCACAGAUUGGAUAUGAGUAAUAUAUUACUUUAGAGUUUUAGACUCUCUACUAUUUAGGGUUUAAAACUUAUUGUGUAUUUAAAUAAGAACUUUAUUAAUAUUAAGGCUAUUUUUUUAUUAUUUAUGUUGUGUUAAGUGACUAUUUUCGAUAGCACACAGAUCAAGUAAAAAUUAAAAUUUAUAUAAAUAAUAUUUGAGCAAUGAGUCGUAGGGAUGUGAUAAACCGAGUGUCGUGUAACAUCAUUCAUUUUCAAUGAUUGACUCGAUUUUCAGGCGGCGGCCGGUUAUACGUUCUGAAUGGUACUGUCAACUGUGGUACAUCGAUUCAAACUUCAACUCUCAUAUCUUAAACAUCGAGAAUCGCGAUAUAAUAUUGAAUAUUAUGUGAAAUCUAAAAGUUUGUGUUUUAAAUGCAAUUUUUUAUCAGGAGUGAAGUUCAAUAUAAAUUAUAAGUAGUGUAAAUUCUAAUAGAUCAAAAAUCCAAUUGAAGAUUAACAAAUUACUAUAUACAUCCCUGUAGUCAAAACUCAAAAGUCAAAACAAAUUUCAAAACAUCUUAAUUAUCAUUUAAGCUCAAUGUUAUCUUUUAUUAUCACACAAUAUUAACAAAAUAAAUCAUGAUGAAUGUAUUUCUAACUAAAAAGAUGGUGUCUAAGUUGAGCACAGUUUCUUAUCCUGUAACAAAUAAAGUUUCUGAAGAUGGGAGCAUAAACGACCAUUGGUACAAACUUUUUUCAGACAGGCAACUUUCACAACGGCUUUCAAAGGAGAUGAUAUGUAGAGUUUGUGGAAGAAAUGGUUGUACACCACUUAGUGAACACAUUUCAGAUUAUGAUAAUAUUAUGGGAGCAAUAAGCAGCAUUGGCAAUGUGGCGAUAAGCACUGAUGAUUCUUUACCUAAAUACAUAUGUACUGAAUGUUUAGAAUCUCUAAAGGUGGCUAUCAAUUUUAGAAAGAACUGUGAGGUUGCAGACAGAAAAUUUAAGAAGAUAUUGAAUCCCAUGGGAGAUCCAUCAUUACACUCAUAUCCAUACUCAAAACAUGACUUCCAAUUAAUACUUCACCAUUUUAAGAAGAAAAGAUUGAAACAUGAAGAGGCUCAGGAAUUGGAAAGAAAGAAAAAAGAGAGAUUACAACAAAAGCAACAGCCAAAGAAAAAAGAGAUAAAAUGUUCCUCCUGUGAUAUGGCAUUUACUUCAAGGGAUGGUUUAAUAGCCCACAGACAAGUGAAACAGUGUAUGCUCCGGGCAUGUGAUGUUUGUGGUCAGCUUGUCUAUAGUAUCGCUAAGCACAUGCGACAUUUUCACAAAGAGGUCAUUUCACACAAAUGUCCAACUUGUGGUAAGGAGUUUCCUGUUAUUGCAAGACUGAAAAAUCAUAUGCUUGUCCAUACCAACACAUUCAAUUUCUUCUGUGAUCUGUGCCCUUACAAAUGCAAGUACAAGUAUUAUCUAGUGAUGCAUAUGCGUACACACACGGGCGAGAAGCCAUACAAGUGUACAUCGUGUCCUGCUACAUUCGUUAACCCGUCAAAUUUGAACAAACAUAAACUAACACACCAGGAAAAACAGUUUAAGUGCAUUAUGUGCGACAAAGCAUUCCGUACAAAUGCAGGAUUGCGCGAACAUCACGACGCAACACAUAUGAAUAUAAAACAUGCUUGUAAUUUCUGUGGAAGGGAUUUCUGCUAUAAGUCAGAUCUCCGCAAACACGAAAUACGUACUCACAACAGAACAAAGAGAGAUUAUAUAGGUGGGGAGCCGUCCUACAAACAAGUAGAAAGAAUGCAAAAAGUAGACGUUGAAAUGGACAAAUGGCGACAGGAUAUUCUUCCCCAGCCAAUUGAAACGUAUAUAGAACAGAAACAAGACUAUUUACCACAACAGAUAUAUUACACCGAUGUUAACGGGAUACUGCAGCCAGGAAUACCUCAACAACAAACCGUUCAGCUAACAUUACCGGAACUGGAUAUGAAAAAGGACGAAGUGAAAGUUUAUGGGGCACAGCAAUCUUUGGGCUAUUUUUAAAAUUAAACUACGUGAAUUAUCGAUUUAGAAAGUCAUUUUUUUUAUGGCAGUAAAAGCUACCUAGUAGUUUAAGUGAAUUGUAAACUGCCACUAAUGAAAUAAAUAGACAUAUUUUAGUCCCAAGUAUAUCUUAAUCCGAUAGGUCAAAGUCGAAAUCGUUAGGCCUUAUGUUAAGUGACAAUAUUUGUUACCAGGGUUACGUUUUUUCAGUAUCCCCAUGCUAACAAGUUUGUCCAGGUUUUUAAAGAUUGGUCGGAUUUUAUAUUUGUACCAUAACAUGAUACUCGUUGACUUGCAAUCAAACCUGACGUGUUUAUGCCGCUAAUUCUGAAAUAGGUUUUUACUGGUUUUUUAUUACCAUCUGACACACAAAAUUUAUUAACGAUCAUCUCCCUAUAGGCCUCACGAACAAAACAUAAUGGUAUGAGGUGGUAUAUUUAUAUAUACCUCUUUUUCGCCAUUUUACAAUAUAGACGAGUUUUCAUGAAGUUACAGAUGAGACCUAUGCGUGUCGAAGAAAUCCUUCGUUGGAAUGAAUAUCGUUUAUUAAUAUAAACAAAAGAUGAAGGCUGAUACUACAUUUUUUUACAAUUGUAUAAUAAUGAAAUGUAAUUAAUUUAAUCUAAAUCUAAUUAACAUUAUAUUGUAUAUCAUGCUUAUAUAUGUAGGAAUAAACUAUUAAUCAGAAUCAA
Molecule: messenger RNA, 2759 nt
Organism: Pieris rapae (cabbage white)
Lineage: Eukaryota; Metazoa; Arthropoda; Insecta; Lepidoptera; Pieridae
Product: zinc finger protein 93
Exons: 10
Coding region: 658-2067 (469 amino acids)
Biological process (GO): regulation of transcription by RNA polymerase II
Cellular component (GO): nucleus
Molecular function (GO): DNA-binding transcription factor activity, RNA polymerase II-specific; zinc ion binding; RNA polymerase II transcription regulatory region sequence-specific DNA binding
Source: RefSeq, a predicted model, not a curated record